AUGUUGGGACAUGUACGUUCCAAAGCGCUUGAAGCUUUUAAAGUGAGGCUGGAGCAAUCAUUAAACAAAGGAAGAGGAUUUGCUACAUAUGCUCGUAUCUGUACUCACUCUUCCAUGCUUGAGUUUGACAAAGGAUGUGCAGAUGCUUCCGUAAUACAAGCUAAUUGGGAUGCUUCAAGAGUUCGCGAAAAACUUCAACGUGAUAUAGAUGCACAUGCAUCAUCCGUUUGUAGUGCAAAGUUGUCAGAAUUGAAUGUCAACUAUGAGCAACAACUGUCUGCAUCUUUAACUGGACCAGUAAAGACUCUACUUGAAACUGGUGGAAAAGACACUUGGGCUUCAAUAAGAAAACUUCUUAAUCGUGAAACUGUAGUUGCUAUAUCAGAGUUUUCAACUGUAGUUGCCGAUUUUGAGUUGGACGAAGCAACAAUUGCCGAAAUGUUGCAACAUUUAAGGGAUUACUCAAGGAAUGUGGUGGAGAAAAAAGCAAGGGAAGAGGCAACGAAAAUUAUGAUCCACAUGAAGGAUCGGUUUUCCACAGUCUUCAAUUAUGACAGCGAUUCAACGCUUCGGGUUUGGACUGGUAAAGAAGACAUUACAAGUAUUACCAAGGAUGCUCGCUCUGCGUCUAUGAAGCUUUUGUCCGUCAUGGCUGCCAUCCGCUUGGAUGAGAAGCCAGAUCAUAUUGAAAAAGUUCUCUUUUCCUCUCUAAUGGAAGGAGCUGUUACUGUUUCAUCUUCACAAGAUAGGGAAAUCGGAGCCUCUGUAGACCCUCUCGCCUCAAGCAAUUGGGAAGAGGUUUCUUCAAAGAAUACCUUAAUUACACCAGUGCAGUGCCAGUCCUUGUGGAGACAGUUCAUAGCGGAGACUGAGAAUAGUGUCACUCAAGCUAUUUCAGCACAUGUUAUGGCUGCUACUGCUCGGUGUGAAGAGAUAGCCAACCAGAAAUUCAGUCAAUUGAUCCUCGAUGAGGAUUGGUUGGCACUGGAAGAAGCUGUCCAAAUUGGCCCCGUACAAGGUUUUGGUAAAAGGCUCAGCUCCAUUUUAAGCACCUAUCUUUCUAAAUAUGACACAGAGGCCACCAUCUACUUUGACGAAGGUGCAAGGAACUCAAAACGACAACUGUUGGAGUCAAAAGCGUUGGAUUUUGUUUACCGUGCAUACACGACCAUGUUGGGACAUGUACGUUCCAAAGCGCUUGAAGCUUUUAAAGUGAGGCUGGAGCAAUCAUUAAACAAAGGAAGAGGAUUUGCUACAUAUGCUCGUAUCUGUACUCACUCUUCCAUGCUUGAGUUUGACAAAGGAUGUGCAGAUGCUUCCGUAAUACAAGCUAAUUGGGAUGCUUCAAGAGUUCGCGAAAAACUUCAACGUGAUAUAGAUGCACAUGCAUCAUCCGUUUGUAGUGCAAAGUUGUCAGAAUUGAAUGUCAACUAUGAGCAACAACUGUCUGCAUCUUUAACUGGACCAGUAAAGACUCUACUUGAAACUGGUGGAAAAGACACUUGGGCUUCAAUAAGAAAACUUCUUAAUCGUGAAACUGAAGUUGCUAUAUCAGAGUUUUCAACUGUAGUUGCCGAUUUUGAGUUGGACGAAGCAACAAUUGCCGAAAUGUUGCAACAUUUAAGGGAUUACUCAAGGAAUGUGGUGGAGAAAAAAGCAAGGGAAGAGGCAACGAAAAUUAUGAUCCACAUGAAGGAUCGGUUUUCCACAGUCUUCAAUUAUGACAGCGAUUCAACGCUUCGGGUUUGGACUGGUAAAGAAGACAUUACAAGUAUUACCAAGGAUGCUCGCUCUGCGUCUAUGAAGCUUUUGUCCGUCAUGGCUGCCAUCCGCUUGGAUGAGAAGCCAGAUCAUAUUGAAAAAGUUCUCUUUUCCUCUCUAAUGGAAGGAGCUGGUACUGUUUCAUCUUCACAAGAUAGGGAAAUCGGAGCCUCUGUAGACCCUCUCGCCUCAAGCAAUUGGGAAGAGGUUUCUUCAAAGAAUACCUUAAUUACACCAGUGCAGUGCCAGUCCUUGUGGAGACAGUUCAUAGCGGAGACUGAGAAUAGUGUCACUCAAGCUAUUUCAGCACAUGUUAUGGCUGCUACUGGUUGGUGUGAAGGGAUAGCCAACCAGAAAUUCAGUCAGUUGAUCUUCGAUGAGGAUUGGUUGGCAUUGGAAGAAGCUGUCCAAAUUGGCCCCGUACAAGGUUUUGGUAAAAGGCUCAGCUCCAUUUUAAGCACCUAUCUUUCUAAAUAUGACACAGAGGCCACCAUCUACUUUGACGAAGGUGCAAGGAACUCAAAACGACAACUGUUGGAGUCAAAAGCGUUGGAUUUUGUUUACCCUGCAUACACGACCAUGUUGGGACAUGUACGUUCCAAAGCGCUUGAAGCUUUUAAAGUGAGGCUGGAGCAAUCAUUAAACAAAGGAAGAGGAUUUGCUACAUAUGCUCGUAUCUGUACUCACUCUUCCAUGCUUGAGUUUGACAAAGGAUGUGCAGAUGCUUCCGUAAUACAAGCUAAUUGGGAUGCUUCAAGAGUUCGCGAAAAACUUCAACGUGAUAUAGAUGCACAUGCAUCAUCCGUUUGUAGUGCAAAGUUGUCAGAAUUGAAUGUCAACUAUGAGCAACAACUGUCUGCAUCUUUAACUGGACCAGUAAAGACUCUACUUGAAACUGGUGGAAAAGACACUUGGGCUUCAAUAAGAAAACUUCUUAAUCGUGAAACUGAAGUUGCUAUAUCAGAGUUUUCAACUGUAGUUGCCGAUUUUGAGUUGGACGAAGCAACAAUUGCCGAAAUGUUGCAACAUUUAAGGGAUUACUCAAGGAAUGUGGUGGAGAAAAAAGCAAGGGAAGAGGCAACGAAAAUUAUGAUCCACAUGAAGGAUCGGUUUUCCACAGUCUUCAAUUAUGACAGCGAUUCAACGCUUCGGGUUUGGACUGGUAAAGAAGACAUUACAAGUAUUACCAAGGAUGCUCGCUCUGCGUCUAUGAAGCUUUUGUCCGUCAUGGCUGCCAUCCGCUUGGAUGAGAAGCCAGAUCAUAUUGAAAAAGUUCUCUUUUCCUCUCUAAUGGAAGGAGCUGUUACUGUUUCAUCUUCACAAGAUAGGGAAAUCGGAGCCUCUGUAGACCCUCUCGCCUCAAGCAAUUGGGAAGAGGUUUCUUCAAAGAAUACCUUAAUUACACCAGUGCAGUGCCAGUCCUUGUGGAGACAGUUCAUAGCGGAGACUGAGAAUAGUGUCACUCAAGCUAUUUCAGCACAUGUUAUGGCUGCUACUGCUCGGUGUGAAGAGAUAGCCAACCAGAAAUUCAGUCAAUUGAUCCUCGAUGAGGAUUGGUUGGCACUGGAAGAAGCUGUCCAAAUUGGCCCCGUACAAGGUUUUGGUAAAAGGCUCAGCUCCAUUUUAAGCACCUAUCUUUCUAAAUAUGACACAGAGGCCACCAUCUACUUUGACGAAGGUGCAAGGAACUCAAAACGACAACUGUUGGAGUCAAAAGCGUUAGAUUUCGUUUACCCUGCGUACACGACCAUGCUGGGACAUGUACAUUCUAAAGCGCUUGAAGAUUUUAAAGUGAGACUGGAACAAUCGUUAAACAAAGGAGAAGGAUUUACUUUAUCUGUUCGUACCUGUACUCAGUCUUCUAUACUUGAGUUUGACAAAGGAUGUGCAGAUGUUGCCAUACAACAAGCUAAUUGGGAUGCUUCAAGAGUUCGCGAAAAACUUCAACAUGAUAUAGAUGCACAUGCAUCAUCCAUUUGUAGUGCAAAGUUGUUAGAAUUGAAUUUCAAUUAUGAGAGACAACUGUCUGCAUCUUUAACUGGACCAGUAGAGGCUCUACUUGAAACUGGUGGAAAAGACACUUGGGGUUCAAUAAGAAAACUACUUAAUCGUGAAACUGAAGUUGCAAUAUCAAAGUUUUCAACUGCAAUUUCCGAUUUUGAGUUGGACAAAGAAACAAUUGCCAAAAUGUUGCAACAUUUAAGGGAUUACUCAAGGAAUGUGGUGGAGAAAGUUGCAAGAGAAGAGGCCACAAAAAUUAUGAUCCACAUGAAGGAUCGGUUUUUCGGAGUCUUCAAUUGUGACAGUGAUUCAAUGCCUCGGGUUUGGACUGAUAAAGAAGACAUCAGAAGUAUUACCAAGGAUGCUCGCUCUGCAGCUUUGAACCUUUUGUCAAUCAUGGCUGCCAUCCGCUUGGAUGAGAAGCCAGAUAAUAUUGAAAAAGUUCUCGUUUCUUCUCUGAUGGAUGGAACUGUUACUGUCUCAUCUUCACAAGAUAGGAGAAUAGGAGCUUCUGCAUACCUUCUUGCCUCAAACACCUGGGAAGAGGUUUCUUCAAAUGACACCUUAAUUACUCCAGCGCAGUGCAAGUCCCUGUGGGGAGAGUUCAAAACAGAGACUGAGUUUAGUGUCACUGAAGCUAUUUUAGCACAGGAGGCUUACAAACAGAGUAACAACUGGUUGCCUCCUCCGUGGGCUACUAUGGCGAUUGUCGUUCAUGGUUUCAACCAAUUUAUGCACCUUUUAAAGUAAUUAUGGCCGUUCAUAGUACUAAGUUUGUGCACAGUGUUAAUUACUUGGAAGUCCCAACUGUCUUGUCCGUCUGUCAAACAAUGUUCCUUUUCUAUUCAA
Molecule: messenger RNA, 4611 nt
Organism: Prunus dulcis (almond)
Lineage: Eukaryota; Viridiplantae; Streptophyta; Magnoliopsida; Rosales; Rosaceae
Exons: 34
Coding region: 1-4512 (1503 amino acids)
Biological process (GO): endoplasmic reticulum membrane fusion
Cellular component (GO): endoplasmic reticulum
Molecular function (GO): GTPase activity
Source: RefSeq, a predicted model, not a curated record